UGUCGUGUCCGGGGCUGUCCCUUUUAUUUGAAUAUACAGUAGUUCAGCGGGUUGCGAGUCGGAUUUCUUCGGGCGUCUGGACUAUCGCAGCCGGGACGCGGUGGUCCUGUUCGUCGGUAGUGCUCGUCGUCCGGGCCUCCGUUCGACAUUUGAAUGGUAUCGUUCGGCUAGGAAGGCGUCUUCUCCCCGCCGCAUGCACACACACACACACAGAAGAGACUGCGCCGCUCGCAACCGACAAUAUGGACUUGCACAUACUGGACCACAGGCUACGGGUCACCAGCAUAUCCAAGAAUGGGCUGGUGAAUUUCACACACCCCCUGAUUAAACUGAUAUUUCUCCGGAACAGGACACGAUGUAAGUUUUUCAGUCUGACGGAGACACCAGAGAACUACACGGUUGUCCUUGAUGAGGAAGGAUUCAAAGAGCUCCAGCCCUCAGAGCACCUCCAGGUAGAAAGCUCCAUCUGGCUGCCGCUCAAUGUGGUCUCCAACGGCAACGCCUCCAGCAGCUCACAGGCUGUUGGCGUGACCAAGAUCGCCAAGUCGGUCAUAGCCCCUCUGGCCCAGCAGCACGUCUCGGUCUUCAUGCUCUCCACUUAUCAGACCGACUUUAUCCUGGUGAGAGAGAAAGACCUGUCUGUAGUCAUCGGCACUCUGGAGGAGGAGUUCAACAUCUACAAGGAGCUGGGGGGAGAGUCCGUCCCUGUGCAUUGCCAGGGUGUUUCCAGUCGCCUCCAGAAGAACGGCAAAGAAGCCAUCAUACCUACAGUUCACCCAGUGCUGAUCCCCCAGAACCAGUUCUGCGUCAUGUCUCUGGACCCGGACACGCUGCCAUCCAUCGCCACCACGCUCAUCGACGUGCUCUUCUAUUCCAGCAGUCCUAAGGAGGGCACACAACCAUCUCCCAGCCAGGACUGUAUCAAGUUCUUCUCCUUCUCCCUCAUCGACGGCUACAUCUCACUGGUGAUGGACACUGAGGCUCAGAGACAGUUUCCUGCUGACCUUCUCUUCACCAGCUCCUCCGGGGAGCUGUGGAGAAUGGUGCGCAUAGGGGGACAGCCGCUGGGCUUUGAUGAAUGCGGCAUAGUCGCCCAGAUAUCUCAGCCUCUAGCCGACAGCGACAUCUCUGCCUAUUACAUAAGCACCUUCAGUUUCGACCACGCUCUGGUGAGACCAGCACCUCUUACGUCAUUAGUUAGGCCACCACCGCUGUGUUCAUGGAGGCGAAAGACUGGAAACUCGAUGCAUUUGUGGAUUAAAAAAAUGUAUUAGACUUAGCUCAGGUAUUUAAAGACUUAAGGUUGGGCUCUGUUUCUUAAUGUGGGAGAUGGAGACAGAUAAAGAACAAGCAUAUGUCACUAGAGACACAAGCAGAAUUCCUGUAAGGUUUAGUCAGCAGCUCUGCUUAAGGCAGGUGAUUCCAAAUCACUUUGAGGGUGUUUUACUGACGUUACCUUGUCUAUAAAUUAAAAAAAAAAAAAAAACAAAAAUUGUAAUCCAAUUAAAAACCAAUAAAAUGAUUUCAUCCUGAUAUCAUUACCCGACCAAAAGCAUUACAAGUUCAAACAAGUAUCAAACAAUUUCACAAGUAUCUCAUUAUGACUGUCUGCCUAAAACAUGCCUCUUUGGAGUUUUGAAUUUGGAAAGCAAUAAAUUACUCCUUGUUCAAAUAACAUGUAAACUGUGUCGUAUCCCAUGAUACAUUUCAUUUUUAAUAUUACCUGUGCAGUAUAAUUUUGGUCAUUUUUAUGUUUAUGUAGAAAUUAUAGAAGAAAUUUGAUGAACUAUUAAGGUAAAGUAAAAACUUCAUCAAUGAAGGAUCCCUCUCAAAAUUACUUUAUAUAUUAUUCGGUAAGGGUAAGAGUUUUUAUUACGUAGCCUAAUAUAACUAUAACUUUCAGUAAGAAGCCAUAAAACUCUAAGCCGUGGUAUAACAAUGUAAAAGUGUGGUGUAUGCAAAUUUACGUAGAAACUACAUAAAUGAUGCUGAGACCCCACAGUUGCUCGAUGGAUUUUGCGUUUGUGUUGCACAAAUUCUGUGUCUUGUCUGUCGAACUUAGUCAGCAACUCUUGCUACCUCCAUUAUCUUGAAAAAUUACCGCGAAGAGUUUAUCUGGGUCAUAUGUUUUGCCAUUACGCAGAAGCUUAUCGCAGAAUGUCACCGAGUGAAUCAGAAAUUUCAGAGUAUUUGAAUGCCCCGCCAGCCGGAGUCGGUUUUUUAAUCAGGUUAGUCACCGUAUGCUGACCAAGGGUGAGCAAAAAGAAGAAAGAACAGAGGUGAAAGUCAUCAAGAUGCUGAAUCGCUGGGUAUUCCACAUGCAUUCAACUGCUGUUACCCACCUACUUUUUUUUAAGGCCGCUGUUAAAGUGUCGUGGCAACGAGGGUGGAAGUCACUAUCGUAACUGUAUUGUGCCCUGCAGCACGUCUUUUCCGUUUGACAUAACCGUGAAGUGUCUCAAUCACAGAAAGUCACUUUGUCAGCGUCAUGGAAUGGAGAAUCACCAUAACCUCGUAAAAGUUAGUGGGAUUAGUUUAGAUCAGAGUGGCCUACUAAUAGCAAAUUCCGUUGUAAAAAAAAUGAACCAGCUGAGACGUCACAGUUACUUCUGCUUGUGCGCUUCUGAGAAUCCACGCUGCUUGGUAAAAGCACACUGGGGACAUUAUCUCGGCUACGCAAUUGCUUUAGCUAUUGGUCGAAUAGUUACAAUACAAUAAAUCUUUUUGUCAGUAGCAAUAGUUCGGAACUAUUUUAUGCCACUGGACGUAUAUACUUUGGGGUAUUCCUUUUUAUUCUUUUUUUUUUAAGUGUAAUCUGCAAUUUUGUUAGAAAAAUCAGUGCAGAUUUGUAAAGAGGAAGAAGGGAAAGGAUGGAAGUCAUUCAGAGGCCUCUGGACAGACUGGUUGCAACGGAAAUAGUUUUAGACAUUUCCAAACAUGAAAGAGAACAAAGUGACGUCACUAGAGUAGGUUAAAGAGAAUGUGCAUAUGGGAUGAUGGGAGGUCACCGUCUGGGUCAUAUUUCAGUGACUCAUUUUGUCUUCAAUAAAAAGUCUAACGGAAAUUCCUGUUGACACCAGGGAAUUUCAUGGCAACUGCUGAAUGUGGGAAGUUUCGUUCCAUCUAUGCAAAUUGUUGUGCGUGUUUUGUAGAAUGUUUGUUUGAUUUACAGUGCACAUUCAGCUCCAGCAAAAGACCACUUUUCCGGUCCUUAGGCUUCACAGUUUCACACCAAAGAUUAGACCAACAUAUUUAGCAACUAGCCGGUCAACGUAGUGGAGGCCAACACAGAAGCUAAAAGAAGAGCGAAUAUUGGACUCCGGUUAUUCAGACGGCCAGAAAUUCCCGAUGAAAGCUAAUGGUUCCAUGUGUGUAAAUAAGCAACUGAAUCUACAGCUUGUUCUGCACGGAGAAAUCAACUAAUACGGUCUUCACUUUUCUU
Molecule: messenger RNA, 3442 nt
Organism: Xiphias gladius (swordfish)
Lineage: Eukaryota; Metazoa; Chordata; Actinopteri; Istiophoriformes; Xiphiidae
Gene: castor1
Product: cytosolic arginine sensor for mTORC1 subunit 1
Exons: 8
Coding region: 243-1274 (343 amino acids)
Biological process (GO): negative regulation of TORC1 signaling; cellular response to L-arginine
Cellular component (GO): cytosol
Molecular function (GO): arginine binding
Source: RefSeq, a predicted model, not a curated record